AACCCACAACCCGAAGCGAAAAAAACUAACUAGUAUAUCCAGCGCCGAAGCGUCAAAAGUUCCCUUUGGAUUCUCCGCGUCUCCUUCCCACUCCUCUCACCAUCGCGACAAGCGCCAGACGAUUGAUAUUCUCAAUUCCAUAUCUACCACAGAUAUCAGUCGCCCACCAUGGCCCCCUCCCAGCUCCCCCCGAUCUUCAAUGCCACCAGCCAGGACAUUGAGAUGCUGCUCGCAGCUCAGUGCCACCUCGGCUCGAAGAACCUCCAGGUGCACAUGGAGCCUUACCUCUGGAAGACUCGUCCCGAUGGCAUCAAUGUCAUCAACAUUGGCAAGACCUGGGAGAAGAUUGUCCUGGCCGCCCGUAUCAUCGCGUCCAUUGACAACCCCGCCGACAUCUGUGUGAUCUCCGCUCGUCCCUACGGUCAGCGUGCUGUCCUGAAGUUCGCCGCUCACACCGGAGCCACUGCUAUCGCUGGUCGCUUCACCCCCGGUAACUUCACCAACUACAUCACUCGCUCUUUCAAGGAGCCGCGCCUGAUCGUCGUUACCGACCCCCGCACCGAUGCCCAGGCCAUCAAGGAGGCCAGCUACGUCAACAUCCCCGUCAUUGCUCUCUGCGACACUGACUCCCCCACCGACUUCGUCGACGUUGCCAUUCCCACCAACAACAAGGGUCGUCACUCCAUCGGUCUGGUCUGGUGGCUGCUCGCCCGUGAGGUCCUCCGCCUCCGUGGUACCCUUGCCUCCCGCGAGGCUGAGUGGGACGUUGCCGUUGACCUGUACUUCUACCGUGACCCUGAGGCCGAGGAGAACAAGGAGAUCGUCGACGAGACCAAGGUUGCUUCCGCUGAGGAGGUUGGCCCCGCUGCCAUUGAGUCCGGAUUCGCCGGUGAGAGCUGGGAUGCUGCUGGUGCUGGUGCUUCUGCCCCUGGUACUGCCUUUGCCGCUGCUAGCGCUGUUGGCCCUGCUGGCACCAGCUGGGAGGCUGACGGUGGUGACUGGGCUGCUGGCUCUGCUGCCGCCGCUGCUGCUCCUGGCGAGAGCUGGGCUGAGGCUCAGCCCACCGAGACCAAGUGGUAGAUUGUCGCUGAUGAGGAGUGCCGUUGAGGAGAAAAGUAACCAAAAAUAUGGAACCCUGGAAAGUCAUUUCUGCAGCUUCGCGCAAAAUGCUCUCGGAGCCGUCUUGAACAAAAAAUUUUAAA
This is a messenger RNA of Paecilomyces variotii, 1202 nucleotides long. Its product is annotated as 40S ribosomal protein S0. Gene Ontology annotation, molecular function: structural constituent of ribosome. Lineage: Eukaryota; Fungi; Ascomycota; Eurotiomycetes; Eurotiales; Thermoascaceae. The transcript has 2 exons. Gene Ontology annotation, cellular component: ribosome; cytosolic small ribosomal subunit; 90S preribosome. The record is from RefSeq and is a predicted model, not a curated record. Bases 169 to 1080 code for a protein of 303 amino acids. Gene Ontology annotation, biological process: cytoplasmic translation; ribosomal small subunit assembly.